AUGUCCAUGAGUGUACACAAAUUGGAAAUCAAUCUGAACAUUCAGAGCCUCGGUGUGACAUCUUACAUUUUCUGGGGCACAAUCGCAGGGCACGGGCAAUACAUGGCUGAAGCUGAGCGACGGUGCUCGCCGGUUAGACGACAACUCCAGAUGAUUAACAAUCCCGAAUCAUGCACCUACAUGAGGUUCAGGGUGCCACCUGGGGGCGUCGCGGGUGGAAAAUUCGGCAAUCUGUUGACUCCACUCCAUCUUCAAUCAAGGAACAAAUGCCAAGUUGUUACAGGUGGCGUACAUAUGCUUGGCUUUAGCCGCGCCUUCUAG
Pochonia chlamydosporia 170 is the source of this 321-nucleotide messenger RNA. RefSeq lists its product as hypothetical. The record is from RefSeq and is a predicted model, not a curated record. NCBI's taxonomy places the organism in Eukaryota, Fungi, Ascomycota, Sordariomycetes, Hypocreales, Clavicipitaceae. The transcript has a single exon. Bases 1 to 321 code for a protein of 106 amino acids.